AUGAAUAAACGCAAGCAAAAUGCAGAAAGUGAUAUGAAUGAAGAAGAUAAGAGAUUGGAGGAAGAACUGUUACAAGCGGUCGACAUAUUAAAAGUAAAUAAAGCCAUAUUGCUAUCAUUAAAUCACCUAAGAAUGCUGAUAUGCACAUCUACGACUUCGAUGACUUCCGUUCCGAAACCUCUUAAAUAUUUGAGGGAAUAUUAUCCAAGCUUGAAGAGCGUAUACGAAAAGCUCAAACAAAAGGAAGUAAAGACACGUUUUGCAGAAAUUCUGAGUGUGCUCGCACUAGCCGGAGGCACUUCAGCAUUCAGGGAUUGCUUGAAUUUCUGUAUCAAAGGAGAGGUGAAUAAUCCCGGUGAAUGGGGUCAUGAAUAUGUGAGACAACUCGAAGUAGAGAUAGUUGACGAAUGGACGAAUGCGCCGAUUAAAGAGGAGCAUGAGAUCAGAAAACGUCUUACACCGUUGAUUAAAAGCAUCAUUUCAUUUGACAUAAAACACAACGCGGAGAUACAGGCAUGCGAUCUGUGCUUGGAGAUCGAUGAGCUGAAUUUCCUCGCGGAACAUUUGGAUUCCACAAAUUUUACACGAGUGUGUCAUUAUUUGAUUAGCUGCGCGGCUUACAGUGAAGACACCGAGAGAAGACAAAUAUUAGAAUUCGCCACGGAGCAAUAUCUGAAGUUUAACGAGUUUACAAGGGCAAUUUUGAUAGCGCUGCAACUUGCGAAUUCAGAACUCAUUUUCAAGUGCUUUCAUGCUUGUCCUGAGUCUUUAAUGAGGAAUCAACUAUCCUUCAUCCUCGCCCGACUGCAAGAUCAACCUUUAAGGAUGGAGUAUCAAGGAAACGAUGCCAAAGAUAUAGAGACAAUUUUCAGCAACGGCCACGUGAAUACUCACUUCCAAAUCCUUGCCAGAGAACUUGACAUACUCGAGCCAAAGCUUCCGGAGGAUAUAUACAAAAGCUGGUUAGUGAGCGGGUCCAGACAAAUGGAACACGAUUCUGCGAGGGCGAAUUUAGCAGCGAGCUUUGUUUCUGGUUUCGUACAUGCAGGUUUCGGCCAGGAUAAACUAAUGGCAAACACGUCUGACUGUUGGGUGUACAAAAAUAAGGAGCACGGAAAAUUAUCAGCUACUGCUUCUUUGGGCCUAAUACACAUGUGGGACGUCGAUGGCGGAUUAGUUCCUAUUGACAAAUAUCUUUAUACAAAUGAAGAUUACAUAAAAUCUGGUGCCUUGUUAGCCAUCGGACUAGUAAAUUGUGGAAUUCAUAACGAAUGCGAUCCAGCUCUGGCGCUUCUCAGCGAGUAUGUCAGCUCGAGCAGCCAGAUUCUUCGUAUCGGAGCUGUCUUGGGAUUAGGUCUGGCUUAUGCUGGAUCCAGAAGAAAAGAUGUUACCGAGCUUCUUUCUGGAGUUUUAGCCGAUGAGAAAAAUAAUAUGCAAGUAUUAUCACUAGUUGCCAUAUCCCUGGGCCUCGUGAAUGUAGGCUCGGGAGAUUCCGAUGUAUCUUCGACUAUUCUGUUAAAAUUAUUGGGAUUAUCUGUAAAGGAGCUUGUUACUCCGCAUUCCAGAUUUUUGGCGUUAGCUCUGGGAAUGGUUUAUAUGGGAACUCGAGACGCCAUAGAAACACCAUCCGCAGCACUUGAAGCUCUACCAAAACCGUACAAUUUUGCCUCGCAAACUAUGCUACAAAUUUGCGCGUAUGCGGGCACUGGUGAUGUUUUGAUAGUGCAAGAACUAUUAAGGAUUUGUUCGGAAGUAACUGAAGAAGUAACGAGUGUGAAAAUCACGCCUGAAAACACUUCGAUAUCAAGUUGUUGCGAUAAAAAAAAACCACAAGUCAGCUCUGCUACGUUAGAAAAAAAUAAAAAAGCUGAAAAUCAAACCGAAGAGACUGUUAAAGACAUUGAAGCGCCGCAGGCAAUAGCAUCCCUUGGGGUAGGAGUGGUCGGGCUUGGAGAAGGAAAGGAAAAUUCGCGAAUCUUUGGUCAGGUCGGAAGAUACGGUCCAACACCAGCGCGACGAGCUAUGCCCCUCGCGAUGGCUCUGUCCUCUCUAUCGAAUGCCGACCCAGCAGUCUUAGAUGUAUUAAACAAAUACAGUCAUGACCAUGACUCUGACGUCGCUCUCAAUGCGAUCUUUGCCCUCGGUUUGGUAGGUGCCGGUACGAACAAUGCACGGUUAGCGACAAUGUUAAGACAGCUGGCAGCUUAUCAUGCGAAAAAUCCCUCUCAUCUGUUCCUCGUACGCAUCUCUCAAGGCUUGGUGCAUUUGGGCAAGGGUACUUUAUCCUUGUCGCCCUUACGGUACGCCUCAAAAGUCUUAGAUUACACCGCCUUAGCUGGACUGAUGGUUGUCCUUGUUGCGUGUCUAGAUUGCAGGAAUCUUAUACUAUCGCAGUCUCAUUAUUUGAUGUAUUGCUUAGCGGUCGCGAUGGAGCCAAGGUGGUUGGUUACCGUCGACGAAAAUCUUAAGAAUUUGCCGGUAUCGGUGAGAGUCGGUCAAAAUGUAGAUGUUGUAGGAAAAGCGGGUAAUCCAAAAUCCAUUGUCGGCGGUCAUGUACAAACUACACCGGUGUUGUUGUGCGCGGGUGAAAAAGCAGAAUUAGUGUCAGACCAAUACGAAUCACUUUCGAGUGUACUGGAAGGUUUCGUGAUUCUUCGCGAAAAACUAUAAUUUAUAUAUUAAUAAUCUAUAUAUAACUAUAUAUUAAUCUUGCACUUAAUGUGUUGUUUCUACUCGUGCGCAAUUUAAAUUUUUUACAGCAGGCUAUAAUAUUGUAGAUUAGAAAAAAUUUAAUUUAACAUUCUGCGGUGACUGCUUUGGAUCGUCUCUCGAUUUGACCGCAUCUCCUCUAUUAAAACUAAGCACUAUCGUCUAUAAAUGUUAAAAAAUUUUCAUUGAUACAGAUCUAUAUAAAAAAUAAUAUAAUAGAUAUAGAUGCAUAGAUUUUAUUGCGGGAUGUUUGCUGAUCAAUGACCAAUGAAAUGGCAACAAUGACGACAAAUGCUUAGAUUUUUCAUAUACGUUUGCAUUUAUUUAACUUUAGGGACUAGCGGAAGCAAUGUGCUCUAUACAACAGAAACAUACAUUGGUUCGCAUUGCACAGUGAGAACAAUAACGCUACACCAUGAUCAAAAUACCGGAUAUAUAUAAAAAAAAAAAUCAACAAAACCGGCCGCGAGGAUCAUUUAGACUAUAAUGAAAAUAAAAUAAAAAAAGACAAUCACGUGAAUGUAUUAUGCAAGUAAAAUACAUUCAUAAAAAAAUUGUAAUAAUGUAAAUCUUAAAUAACUAGAAAUAAUGAAGUAAUUAAUUGCAUGUUUGCGAUCAUGGAGCACGUUGGAUUUUCUUUAUGAUAAAACGGUUAUCCAAGCAACACAAUGGUUUAAGAGACGUUUAAAAGAUUGUCACCAUGUGAAAAAUUGGAACGUAUUGCCGGACGGCUGAUCAGGAUCGUGUUGCCUCGGUAGGAAUUUAAGUAUUACACAAAUAUACAGCGUGCUUAGGAUGCUUGUAAGACUAACGAUUCCUCUCUCACAUAAAAUGUCCCAUGACAUUUGCUUAGUAGGCACAUGAUGUAGGGUAAAGAGGCGAAGUGUGUGUAUGUAUAAUAAAACGCAGUUAAUUCGAUAAAAUAUCGCAUGCGCGUCGACAAUAUAGUAGUUCGAUGACUUCGUUUAAACGAAUGUAUCAACCUUAUCGGACGCAUGCGUAUCUGCAAUGCAUAAUAAACACAUGUAUGAUAAUCAUACAUGGUUGGCAUAAUAGUCGAUACGUCGUGUGUUUUAACUAUAUGAAAAUUCAACUAUUCGCGUUGAAUAAAACAAUUUUCUAUUUAGUGAACGCGCAUACGUCUGGUAUAUUUAGCUUGCUACAUGCGAUCUAUUUCUUCAAAAUUUUUUAAAUUCUGUGCAGGACCUAAUUUAAGAGUGGAGGAUAUGAAUACCUACAAAAUUAAUAUUUUAAUCAGUAAUAAAUAUCGCUAACGUCUGAAUAUUGUCUGUUUAUAUUUCAAAAGUAGCAUAAAACAACUUUUGAAACUGAAGAACUUAAAAUAUGAUAAGAAUGACUUGCACAAAAUGCAUUUCUCUUUUUGAAUGUAAAAUAUUAAAAAUUUUUGCAAAUUUACUUUUUGAUUACAUAAACGUAUAUACAAUAAACACUUUAUAAUUAUAAAAAAUCAAUUACCAAUUAUUGUUUUUAAUAGAUAAAUAUAAAUCGAUGUAAACAUUUUCAAAAUUUGAUUUAUGCCAUUUUUAUUAAAAUAUCAAAAAUACUAUAAAUUUAAAUGUUACAAUAUAUAGCAAUAUAAAUGCUACAUAUUAGUACAAUGUAAUAAAAUAUACAUUUUGAGUUAAUGAUAAGUCUUUUUAUGGUUUGACUGUGUUGAAUCCACCACAACUAUAAAUUUGGUCCUGAUUUUCAUAAUUAUACUCUAAUGUAGAGUGAUCGAAGUGAUCGUAGAAGUCUAUCGCAAUCUGCAUCGCAGAGUAUUUACUUUAGUUAUUACAUUCAAGAAUAAUUAAAAACAUUGAUAUAUCUCCUUACACAAAAAAUACCGCAAGCAAUUCUAUAAAAUAAUCCUUGCCACAGAGUAAAUUAAAACGCGCUAAAUUCACACACAAAUUAUUUGAUUAAUCAGCGUAUUCGUACCAUUCAGCAAGCUGGGCUCAUCCUACUUAUACUUUUAACUCUUCAUGUUGUACAUAGUAAAAUAUAAUAAUAAUAAUAAUAAUAAUAAUAUUAAUAGUAUAGUUAAAAAUUAAUAAUAAUAAAUCCUACCAUUGUAGCGUCCCUUGCGUCAUAAUCUCCACAAGGUUAAUAUAUAUGUAUGCAAUUUAGCGAAUAUGCAAUUACUAUAAAACUUCUCUAGCUGCUUUCUCACGCCACUUUUCGAUAUUUCGAUUAACUUCUUAUUUACAAUAGCAAAUUGUAUUAAGAGUUUUAAUCGCAAUCUCUUCUAUUUGAUUAUCUUCUCUAUAUUUUAAUAUCAGCCGUCAUUGCGUACUCGCAUUAACAUGUGUGUAAUGAACCUAAGUCACAAUAGAAAUGGUAAAAUUCAAAAAUGACUACGUCGUUAAACAAAUCGGGUCAUAGAUAAAGCUGCUUGGAUUCAUUGCUGCGAGAAAAAGUUGACAAUAAGUGGCAGUGAUUCUGUGUCAUUACAUGUAUGUAUGUAUGUAUGUAUGUAUGUAUGUAUGUAUGUAUGUAUGUAUGUGUGUGUGUGUGUGUGUGUGUGCGCGCGCGCGUGUGUGUGU
This is a messenger RNA of Cataglyphis hispanica, 5255 nucleotides long. RefSeq names its product 26S proteasome non-ATPase regulatory subunit 2-like. Gene Ontology annotation, molecular function: enzyme regulator activity. The transcript is spliced from 15 exons. Gene Ontology annotation, cellular component: nucleus; proteasome storage granule; proteasome complex. Bases 1 to 2670 code for a protein of 889 amino acids. The record is from RefSeq and is a predicted model, not a curated record. Lineage: Eukaryota; Metazoa; Arthropoda; Insecta; Hymenoptera; Formicidae. Gene Ontology annotation, biological process: regulation of protein catabolic process; proteasome-mediated ubiquitin-dependent protein catabolic process.